AGGAUGUGCCAUUCCCUUAAAGAGUUCUUUAUUUUUGGCGUGACAGUGUAAUAAAAAAUAAAUAAACUAACUUUUGGCUUAGUAAUUGUGAUAUAAUUAUUAUCGAGUCUUGUCCUUUUUUAGUGCUUCCAAAAUGUGGUGAAUAGGCAAAGUAAAUGAAAUAAAUAUCAGUACCCAUUAUUUCGCAGCAAAAACCAUGGAGGUGUAAGAAUCUAAGUAUUUUUUUGCGAGCAAUAUUUUUUUUUCUCUUAUAUUACAAUGUGUGUAUUUAAAGCCCAGUCGUUUAGGGUUGGCAGCAUCAAUGAUUUUCAGGAGGAGCUAUUUACAUCACUUUUUAUUGUUAAGUCUUCUCUAACAGAUCUUGAACAUUUGUACUCCACGUACGAACAGGACAUUUCUGUGACAUUUCGCGAGAUUGUUUUGGUUUUGUCUAGAGAGGCAAGCAGAUGUAUCACAACUGCACUGGAGGGGCAACAGUGAAAUUGUGUGUACAAAAAAUAAAACACAACAAAUCGUUGUUUCAAAAAGCACGCGUGUUUUUGAUGGUGGGACUGAACGAUGUGCUGAAGGGCACCCGAUCUGACUAUGCGGCGAGGGAUUUUAAAAUCCUCCUCCGGAUGCUGCAGGAGAGGGAGUGUAACGUAGUGGUGAUGCUGCUGCCCCCUGUGCCACGCUUCCAGCCGGGCAGCAGGCAGGAGCUGUACCGCGAGUGGCUCAACUGCCACAUGCAGAGCACCGCAGAAAGCAUGAACAUGCGCGUAAUUAACGCAGACACGAUUUUUCGUAGAUGGGAUGGUUCCGUGAAGUCGGAGUUUUUUGAGAGGUUCAUGGGUGCUGAAAGGAGACCUGACAACAUUCACUGGAACGAAAAAGGGAUGAAGGCACUUGUGCAUUUCCUGAAGAAAUGUUUGUAAAUAUUACAAUUACACGAAUUACAUACAUAUUGAUAAUGCCGAAUGAGGACUUUAAAUAUACACACAUGAAUACUUGCACAUAUAUGUAUAGUAAUUGAAAGAAAAUGUUUGUUUCAAUGUCUCCCCUGUGAAUAAUAAAUGAAUUAUAUUAUUAAAUAUCCGUGUUAUUUGUGGAUUUAACUAGGAAAACCUGCAUUAUUUUGUAAUUAUUUAUAGGUAG
This is a messenger RNA of Bacillus rossius redtenbacheri, 1134 nucleotides long. RefSeq lists its product as uncharacterized. Bases 447 to 914 code for a protein of 155 amino acids. The transcript has 5 exons. Lineage: Eukaryota; Metazoa; Arthropoda; Insecta; Phasmatodea; Bacillidae. The record is from RefSeq and is a predicted model, not a curated record.